This is a messenger RNA of [Candida] anglica, 1938 nucleotides long. The record is from the annotation of a GenBank genome assembly. Lineage: Eukaryota; Fungi; Ascomycota; Pichiomycetes; Serinales; Debaryomycetaceae.
AUGAGUGAAGUAGAAGAAUCGCUUGAUGUACGACUCACGCGAGAGGUGACAUCUUUGUCAACCAAUUUAGUCACCGCUGAGGCUAAACUGCUUGAAAUGGAGGAAAAAGUAUUACAAUUACGUAAAGAGAAUCAAUUAUUGAAAACAAACAUAAAGGAACAUGAAUUGAUUCUGAAGAAAUAUGCACUUUUAGUUCCUGAACAUGCGAAGUUGAAACAAGAUUUUAUUAAAAAUGAUCUGCUGAGAAAGGAAGCAGAAGAUAAGAUUGCCGAACUUCAAGGAGAAGUGGAAGAUCUAACUGCUUCACUUUUCGAUGAAGCAAAUAAAAUGGUUAGUAAUGCUUCAAGAGAAACAUAUAAUUUCAAAAUUAAAAAUGGUAAACUUCAAGAAGAAAUUCAAGAAAAGAAUACAAUCAUUGAAAAUUUACAAGAUCAAUUGAAAGAUUUAAAGCAACUUUUCUUUCAAAUUGAAGAUGAACAAAAAUUAACAUCUACUGGUACUCCCAAAUAUGAGAAACAACAGUUGGAUUUUAAUGUUUCUUCAUCUUCGUCUACCGCUGCUGGGGGUAAGUCCACAACUUCCACUGUUGCAAAGGAUGAAGAACAACAUCAACAAGAGGGUAAAAAUCUAUUGUAUCAACAACAACUUGAUGCACUCAUUUAUUCCCCCACGAUUAGAUCUAUUAGAUUUGAUCUUAUUGAAUAUCAUCAAGAUUUCAAACCAUUUAUUUAUGCCAUCAUCAAACCUAAUUAUACCCUUGAUUUAACCUCUUUGAAAACUUUAAAGUAUUUCCGAAAAAUUUGGCUGGAAGAAUUGGAAAAUAGUAUUCCAAUUAUACCAAUUCAUUCUAAUUUCAUGAGUAGAUGGCUGAAAGGUAAGAGUUUCUGGAAUUUAAUUGUCGAUGGGAAAGCUGUCAUUGAACCAAUUAGUGGAGUAAAUGAAACAUACAAAUUGACGUACAAGGGGAAGAACAGUGUUGGUGGGGUAUCUACUUCGGACACUACCAAGAAAGAAGAACAUCCCCCCAUUGCCACAAAGGAACCAUGUAGUUUCUGUGGUGAAAAUAAAGAUGAUAUAUUAGAACAUGCUAGAUUAUAUUCAUUAAGAUUAUUAAAUCCUGAUUAUAAUCCAAAUCUUGCAUCUUCCAAUACUGGAGGUUCAUCUAAUUCUUCAAAUUCCACUGCUACAGACCAAGAAGAAUAUCUUGCCAGUUAUCCAUUAUGUAACUAUUGUCUUAUUAAGUUGAGGAAUAUCUGUGAUUUCUUUGCUAAAAUCAGACUUAUUCAUAGUAAUGUAUUCAAAUUAAAACAAAAAUCCAUCAUUGUUGGGGGUGAUUCCAAUAAUUCAUCUCCAGUUAUGAGUCUGAAUAAUCGAUUUAAUCGAUUAUCUGGGAUUUUCAAUGAAUCUGCCGCUACCAAUCAAGAUACUACGAAAAAUAAUGAACAAUCAAGACUUCCGCCAACUUCUAUCAAUGAAUUUGAAGAAGAAGCUAAAUUAAUGAAAUUAUACAUGAUGUUGGUUCUGAUUAGAGCCAAGAUAUUCUGGAGUAAAAUCGGAUAUUGGGAUAAUCCUAACAAUGUACAUGAAACUAAUCUAGAUGAAGUGAAUUAUGAAGCAUUCAAAGAGUUGAUAGGACAUGUAGAAAGUCAUUCACAUGAUGUCAAAGAUCUACAAGAAGUUAAAGAGGAGGCGUUAGCAAUAAAGAGUGAAGGCGAUGACAAAAUUAAAUCCAAUGUGAAAGAACUGGUACAUUCUGAAGAAGAUGAAGUAUUUGCUGAUACUACGGAAGAAUUUGAAGAGAAUUCUUUAGCAAAAGAUGGAAAUGAUGCCCCAAUCAGAAGGAAAUCACUGUCUAAACAAUUCAAGAAAAAAAUGGAUACUGAACUCGAUCAAACCCUUGCCAUGCUUCAAGAAAGCCUCGAACCAGAAAGUAAGUAA